CAAAAGUCUUUGGGUAAUUAUUAUUUUGGAUCUGCGUGGGUUAAAGCAAGCAGUAACCGCCACCUAGGACCCAAUCUUUGGCCGCUUCGAAUUCCUCUCUUUCCUCUUCGCAUUCCGCGGCAGCCCCACCAUGUCGGCCACCGCCGUCGAAAAAAUCUCGCCGUCGCCGUCGCUCGAAAUUUCCGGCUCAAACAGACAGCAAAUCCGCAAAGCCUUCAAUCUCCUCAAGAACCACGCCUCCGCCGUCGCCAAUUUCACCCUCCAAUGGCAGGACCUCGAGGACCACCUCCAAUCCAUUCAAGCCAAACUCUACGACCUCCUAAAUCCCCAAUUCUCCCCGUCCAAACCUAAUUCCAUUUCCAAUCCCGCCGAUUCGCGAUCCAAGCCCGAACAAUCGCAUUCCAAUUCCAUUCCGAUUCACGACGGGAAGAAACUGGUAAUCCACUUGAAAGCGCAGUUGAAAGAGCACGAUUCGAUUCGCGACGACGUUCGUAAUGCGCUAAAGGCCGCGGAGGAUUCCGGAAAGCUCGUUCUCGACGCCAUUGGAGGGUUUUACCCUGCGGAGGCGAAAGCGGGGGUUGUUGAUUCCGAGCUCAGCGCGGUGAGGAGAAGUUGCUUGCUUUUGUUGGAGGAGAUGAUCAAGGUGAGGCCUUUGAUCAAAAAUAAAGUUAGGGAAGCGGCGUCUAAGCUUGCGUCUGUGUGGAAGACGAAGAUAAAGUUGGAGAUGGGGAAUUCCAUGGAGGUUUUUGGGUUUUUGAUGCUUUUGGUUGUUUAUGAGUUGGUUGGCGAGUACGAUAGGGAUGAGAUUUUGAGUCUUGUUGGCAAUGUUGUGCAGCGUAGGCAGGCUCCGGAGUUGUUUAAGUCGUUGGGUUUGUCUGAUAAGGCCUCUGAUUUUAUCCAGAAUCUUAUCUCACGGAUGAAGUACCUUGAGGCUGUUAGAUUUAUUUAUGCAUUUGAACUGGUUGACAAGUUCCCACCAGUACCCUUGCUUCAAGAUCAUUUGAAGGAUGUCAAGAUGGCUGCUAGGACUAUUUGGAAAAAGAACAAUAGUUCUCCUAAAGAAAAGGAUGAUGCCGCAAACAAAGAAAUAGCUGCUCUGAGAGGCGUAAUAAGGUGCAUUGAAGAAUACAAGCUUGAAUCUGAAUACUCUCCUGAGGAACUUAAAGAACGUGUUGAGUGGCUGAGAAAGCAGAAAUAUGAGAGGAAAGAAAAGGAGAAGAAUGCAAAGCAGAAGGCUCCCGGUCCCAAGGCUCAAGCGCAGCAGGUCAGUGGAAAGAAACGUGCAUUCCCUGAUUCUAAAUUUCAAAUGAAAAAUCCACAGAACAGAAAUAAAAAUCUACGGACAGCACAAGUGGCAGUUGCGCCAAAUCUUUCUUCUAGAGCAAUAGCCACAGUCCAGACCGUGCAUCAUCACCCAGUAGGCUUAUAUGAGGGUGAAAGGACAGAAUACUUGAUGCCACCGGUCCGGAUGGCUGCUGCACCAGCUGCAGCUUCUCCAAUUGUUCCUGCUACUAGGGCAGCCGCGGUCCAUGCACUGCACCAUGUUCCGGUGGGCAUGCUUGAGCGUGAAGGUGCAGAAUACUUGCUUACAACAGCAGCUGCUGCUGCUGCUCCUGCUUCUGGUCCAAGCACAUCUUUUGGUGCUGCUUCCAGCUUUUACUCCACUAAAGCAUCUCAUUAUCAGCCUGCAGAUUUAUACACGGGCCAAGGAACACAGUACUCAUCUGGAUACCAUAAUUUGGCACGCUCCCCUCUCAAUACACGCCCAAGCUUACAGCCUGGUACUCAUGGUUUGGUGGCCUCCCCUACCCAGCGCAUGAGCCAAGCUCAUGAAGCCUAUAAUUUGACGGGUUCCGUCCUUGAUCCUCAUCACAUCAGCUCUACCCUUUAUGCAUUGGCAAGCUCUGGUCAUCUCACUGCACAUUUGAACUCAUCUGCUGAGCAGUAUGGAACAAGUGAAAGGAGUGGGCAGUUUGGGUCACCCGAAGCCUCUCAGCAUAUCAGCAUCCAUUCGAAUGCAAGCCCACAUAGUUUUCUCGCUAAUCACCCCAAGGCUCCUUUGAGGGUAGCUACACACGGUGAUAGGCCCUUGUCUUCUAGUAGUGGCUAUGGCCAUGAAGCGCUGUCCAAACGUCCCUACGUGUUUUACCUUUAGCUCCAUUGGGUACUCUUUAUUGUAAUUCGGUCCAAUAAACUUGUAGUUGCCGAUUGUGCAUAGGGGCUCUCAGACAAUUUAACCUUUUUACUUUCA
Morus notabilis is the source of this 2251-nucleotide messenger RNA. Its product is annotated as FRIGIDA-like protein 1. Bases 131 to 2155 code for a protein of 674 amino acids. The transcript has 3 exons. The record is from RefSeq and is a predicted model, not a curated record. NCBI's taxonomy places the organism in Eukaryota, Viridiplantae, Streptophyta, Magnoliopsida, Rosales, Moraceae.